AUGACAGCUGUGAAAAAGUGUGGCUAUUCAGAUAACCUCUUAGUAUUUUUUGAAAGUAAACUACAUUUUAACAAUGAAUAUCUACUCUUAUCUUCCAUAGAUUGUACUGUUUGCUGCAAGUCAACUCGGUCCAAUCUCCAGGAUCUUUGUAGAUUGGAGAAGCUGUGUUGCCCUUCCUUGGGCAUUACCAAAAAAAACCUCAGUGAUUUUGAAGUAGAAUAUCUAUGUGAUUAUAAGAAAAUCCAGGAUGAGGAAUUCUAUCUGGUGAAGUGGCGGGGCUAUCCUGAUUCAGAUAAUACCUGGGAGCCCCGAAAGAAUUUGCGAUGUAUCAGCAUACUCAAGCAAUUCCACAGAGACCUAGAACAGGCAUUGAUCCGGCGUGGUAGCAAGCUCAAAAAGAAUAUGUGCUUACUUGAUCAAGGAAUUUCCAAUUAUUUGGUUCAGAAGGCCAAACAGAGGCGAGCUUUGCAGCAUUGGGAAUAUGAGCUCAAUGCCAAACGCAACCACAAGGGACGAAUUGUGGUAGAAAAUGAGGUAGACUUGGAUGGGCCUCCCCGGGACUUUGUCUACAUCAAUGAGUAUAAAGUUGGGGAGGGUAUCACUCUCAACCAGGUGGCUGUAGGCUGUGAAUGUUCAGACUGUCUGUCAGAAGCAGCAGGAGGAUGCUGUCCUGGUACCUCACACCAUAAAUUUGCCUAUAAUGAGUUGGGCCAAGUGAAGAUCAAGGCUGGCAUGCCCAUCUAUGAGUGCAAUUCUCGCUGCAACUGUGGUAUUGAUUGCCCAAACCGUGUAGUACAGAGCGGCAUUCGUUAUGACCUUUGCAUUUUCCGGACAGAUAAUGGACGUGGCUGGGGUGUACGUACAUUGGAGAAGAUCCGCAAGCACAGCUUUGUCAUGGAAUAUGUUGGAGAGAUUAUCACAUCAGAAGAAGCUGAACGACGGGGUCAGAUUUAUGACCGACAGGGUGCCACUUAUCUGUUUGACCUGGACUACGUAGAAGAUGUAUACACAGUAGAUGCUGCCUAUUAUGGCAACAUUUCACAUUUUGUUAAUCACAGUUGCAACCCCAAUCUACAGGUAUACAAUGUUUUUAUUGAAAAUUUGGAUGAACGACUGCCACGCAUUGCUUUUUUUGCUACUCGAUCUAUCAGAACUGGUGAAGAACUCACAUUUGACUAUAAUAUGCAAGUGGAUCCAGUAAAUGCAGAAAGCACAAGGAUGGACUCUAAUUUUGGCCUUGUGGGAAGUCUGGCUGGCUCACCGAAGAAGCGGAUGCGAAUUGAGUGUAAAUGUGGCACAGAGUCUUGUCGAAAAUAUCUUUUCUAGCUCUUUGCUAGUUUUUCUUGGAAGAUGUCUUGUGAAGCCUGGAUUGGAAGCCCAAGCUGGCUGUUGAAAGAUUGCAGACAGAGGCUAAGAGUCAGGAACUUACCUGUUUGAAGAGUAAAUGAUAAAGCCUAGAACUGCAAGAGGGCAGUAAUCCACAUUUCUUGGGCUAUACAGCACUGACUUGGCUGCUUCUGAUUCUUAUGGAAACAUGGGUGUGCGACAGUCUCUUCAGCAGGUGGACAGGUUGCUUGACUUUUAUCUUGCUGCUGAGAUGCUUGCUGGAAAAACUACAGCAUAGAACAGAACUCCUUUCAUAAGUCUGUGCUUAUCUUAUCUGAACCCUCAACUACAACUUACUGUUUAAAGCCUUAAAUGCGAAGACAAGGAACUGGUUAAUUUUUCAGGUUUUUUUCUGAAGGACAAAAAUAUUAAUUUUCUGUAAGAAGCACUUCCUAACCAUCUUACUGGUAGGUGGGAAAUCAAAGCCGUUUUCUUCUUCCUGUGCACAGAUUUUGCAUUACCUCAGUGUGCCAAAUGACUGCUGUCCAUUUUUACAUAAUUGCUACUUGAAGUCGCACUUAGAAACCAUCAUGGAGUUAAGCUCUAUGCAACCUGAAAAAGCAACGUCAUCUUUUUAAUUAAUGAAUUUUGUUUUUAAAGAAAAUGUUUAUAAUUUUUUAAUGGGUUGGGGCAAAAAUUAGCUUCUGGAGAUAGUUGUAUUUUUAAAGAUGUUAAGAAGUUCUUGAAGUAUGACUGCUGAACUGAAUUAGUUGUCUGGAUUCUUUAUUCUGUGUUUUAUAACUUACUGUUCCUUUAAAAAAAAACUUUUUUCACUGCAGUAAUAAUGUAAAGAAAAUAGGGUUUAGAAACAGCUUUAGUCUAACAGAAAUAGGAGAAACAUAUAACCAGAGUUGCCAAAUCAAAUCACUUGCUUUUGGACUUCAGUUUUUAUAAAUACAAAAAGUGAUAUUAUAGAACAGGAACAUUUAUGUUUGGCACAAGAAAGUGAGGCUUUAAUUUCUUUGGUUUUUAUACAUUCGAAUAAUAUAAUUGGAAGUGAAUAUUUAGGCCAUUGAGUCCAAGCCCCUGCUCAGUCCCAAAUCAAAAUGAAAGCAUCCCUGACAAAUAUCUAUCCAAUCUUUGCUUGCGUAUAUCCAGCGGUAUGCUGUUUUUGUUUUGAAGCACGAUGAGCGAUAAAACUUUUGCUGCUUGACCCUGUUAGGAAGAAAAUAGUGAACAAAUAAAAUGGGGUGCUUAAAACUGCUCAAGGUGUAUUUUCCCCUAUAGAAGGGAAAAUAAGGAUAUUAGAUCUCGGUGUUCUUUUGAACAUUUGUAUUCAAUAUAAAAAGUAUACAAAGAAAAACAUUUCAGGGAUAUUAUGUACCUUUUUUCAAAUGAGAGCCUGGACUUAGCCUUUUAAGUGGCUCACCAACUUCAUUCAAAAAGAGUAGCAAAAUGAGAGUACAUUUUAAUAGGUUUUUAAAAAAAUAUUAAAUAUUUGGGUAUAAUUUAUUAUCUGUAUCGGAAUACAGUCAUUUUAGUAGGUACUGUAGUCACAUUUUCCUUAUUGGGGACCAUACUUUUUACUUUAAAAAAUUAUACCUCUGGGGAUGAUAGUGAUGCAGAAUUUUCAGCAGAGAAAUUAAGGCUGAAUUUUUGCACUUUUGUGGGAACUGUUUCAAAUAGAUGCAUUAUGCCUACAAGAAGUUCAAUAUGUUUUACAGCUUUAAUUCAUUAAAAGGAGAAAUGC
Molecule: messenger RNA, 3076 nt
Organism: Protobothrops mucrosquamatus (brown spotted pit viper)
Lineage: Eukaryota; Metazoa; Chordata; Lepidosauria; Squamata; Viperidae
Gene: SUV39H1
Product: suppressor of variegation 3-9 homolog 1
Exons: 6
Coding region: 1-1326 (441 amino acids)
Cellular component (GO): nucleus
Molecular function (GO): protein binding; zinc ion binding; histone H3K9 methyltransferase activity
Source: RefSeq, a predicted model, not a curated record